AUGGUGACUCCAAAAGAAGAAACUGAAUGGAAUGCAGAUGAUAAGAAGAAAGUGGAGCUGAACGUUAAAGCCAUCAACCUUCUACACUGUGCUAUUAGUUUUGAAGAGUAUCGAAAGGUGUCAAGAUACAAGAUAGCCAAAGAAAUUUUGGAGAAACUCCAGGUUACACACAAAGGCACCAAGCAAGUAAAAGAAACAAGGAUUGAUAUACUCCUCGAUGCUAUGGGUACAACCUACUCGGAACAAACCCAAGUGAGAAAAAUCCUUAGAAGCCUCACAAAGGAAUGGGAAACAAAGGCCACUGUCCUAGCUGAGAGUAAUAACCUAAGUCCCAUAACCUAUGAUGAGCUGAGAAUGAAACUCCUUCCCUAUGAAACCACAAACACAAACCCAGACUCAAAGAAAAAGGGAAUAGCCCUUAAGUCAAGAGUUGAAUCAAAAGAAAGUGUGUCCAGUGGCAGUUUUUCAGAUGAUGAACUUGUGUUUUUUGCUAGGAGACUUAGAAGGCUAAUGAGGAACAAAGGCAAGUACAAGGGUUCAAGCUUAAAGGAGUACAAGAAAGACAUGAGUAAAGUGAUUUGCCACUAUUACAAGGAGGCUGGGCAUCUCAAGUACAAUUGUCCGAAACUAAAAAAGGAGGAUAAAGGAAAGAAAGAAAAGAAAAGAGUGCUCAUAGCAUCUUGGGAGGAUCUUGAGAACGACUUGGAUGAGAAAGAAGACUCCGAAUGCGAAGCUCAAAUCUGUUACAUGGCUGGUGAAGAUCAACUUGAUGAGGUAAAUUACUAUGACUUGUCCAUUGAUGACCUACGUGUUAUCAUAGAUGAUCUCACUUUAAAUUCUGAAAAAUUGUUGAUCAAAUACAAUAAGUGCAAAUCUGAAAAAGAAAUGCUGAAAGAUGAAAAUGAUUUUUUGAAAGAAAAGGUGAAGGAAACUAAAUGUGCUUUGGGUAACCAGGGUCAAAAGGAUGAUGAAAAAGGCCAAAAUCAUGAGAGUAAAAAUUCUGAACAAAAUGAAUCUGAAACUGCAGUUGCAGAAAAUCCUGUAGGAGACAAUUUUGUUUUGUCUCAUGAAUCUGGUGAUCAUCCUGAAACCAAAAGUUCAUUGAAUCCCUCAGUAAUCGAUUCUGUUACUAAGUCCACAAGACCUCGUAAGUGGAGAUUCCUCAAGAACUAUCCUUACGAAUUCGUCAUUGGGGAUGUUUCACAAGCAAUGGAGGAAGAGCUUCAUGAGUUUGAAAAGAACAAAGUUUGGAUAUUAGUUCCAAAGCCAUGUGACAAGAAAGUGACAGGCACCAAGUGGAUAUUUCGGAACAAGUUGGGUGAGGAUGGAAGCAUUGCUAGAAAUAAAGCAAGAUUGGUGGCACAAGGAUACAGCCAAGAAGAGGGAAUAGAUUUUGAUGAAUCCUUUGCUUAUGUCGCCCAAAUGGAAGCCAUAAGACUUCUUCUUGUUUAUGCUGCUUAUUGUGGUUUCAAAUUUUAUAAAAUGGAUGUGAAUGUGUAUUCUUAA
Messenger RNA from Arachis ipaensis, 1506 nucleotides. The record is from RefSeq and is a predicted model, not a curated record. NCBI's taxonomy places the organism in Eukaryota, Viridiplantae, Streptophyta, Magnoliopsida, Fabales, Fabaceae.